AUGUCUGACUAUGAGGAUGAAAUGGACGUUGACGCCCCGGCGUCAAAGGACAUCACCUUCUCUUCCGACGCCAAGCAGGGCAAGCGAAGCGCCGCCAACCUCCCCGUCGAGGCCGAAGACAGCCUGCCAUGGGUUGAAAAGUAUCGCCCUGUAAGUCUGGCCGAUGUUUCGGGUCAUCAGGACAUCCUCGCUACAAUCAACAAAUUCGUUGACUCGAACCGCCUACCCCAUCUUCUGCUGUACGGCCCUCCGGGAACGGGCAAGACCUCGACGAUCCUUGCACUUGCACGACGCAUCUACGGUGCCGAGAAUAUGCGACAGAUGGUUCUGGAACUCAACGCUUCCGACGACCGGGGUAUCGACGUCGUGCGUGAGCAGAUCAAGACGUUCGCCUCGACGAAACAAAUCUUCACGCUGGGCCCCUCAGCCAAGUCGGGCGGCGGCGGCAUGGCGUCCUACAAGCUCAUCAUCCUCGACGAGGCCGACGCCAUGACCAACACGGCGCAAAUGGCGCUGCGCCGCAUCAUGGAAAAGUACACCGUCAACACCCGCUUUUGCAUCAUUGCAAACUACUCGCACAAGCUCUCCCCCGCGCUGCUGUCGAGAUGCACGAGGUUCAGGUUCAGCCCAUUAAAGGAGCGCGAUAUCAGAGUAUUGGUGGACAAGGUUAUUGAGGAGGAGCACGUCAAGAUUUUGCCCGACGCAACGGACGCGCUGGUGAAGCUGAGCAAGGGUGACAUGAGAAGGGCGCUGAACGUGCUUCAGGCGUGCCAUGCAUCAAGUACACCCCUCCAACCCAAAGACGCCCCCAAGGUCGCGGAGAGCGACAUCGUGAGGGAAACCAUUACCACAGAGACGAUAUACAACUGCAUUGCCGCACCGCAACCUGAAGCCAUCCAGGAGAUCCUUGAUACCCUCCUAAGCACGACUGACGUGACCUCUUGCCUGACGACCAUUAACUCGCUCAAGGUAUCGCGAGGUCUGGCGCUGGCGGACAUCAUCACGGCGCUGUCCGAGCAGCUGGCUACGUUGGAGGUCAAGCCGGAAGUAAUGAUCAAGUGGCUAGAUGGGCUCGCGGAUAUUGAGCACCGUGUGUCGGGCGGAGGUAGCGAGGCUGUGCAGACGGGUGCGGUGGUGGGCGUCAUAAGGGGGGGCGCCGAGCUGAUGAGCAAAUAA
Molecule: messenger RNA, 1176 nt
Organism: Colletotrichum truncatum
Lineage: Eukaryota; Fungi; Ascomycota; Sordariomycetes; Glomerellales; Glomerellaceae
Product: replication factor C
Biological process (GO): DNA-templated DNA replication; DNA repair
Cellular component (GO): Ctf18 RFC-like complex; Elg1 RFC-like complex; DNA replication factor C complex
Molecular function (GO): DNA clamp loader activity; DNA binding; ATP binding
Source: RefSeq, a predicted model, not a curated record